This is a messenger RNA of Oncorhynchus kisutch (coho salmon), 656 nucleotides long. RefSeq names its product retinol-binding protein 2. The transcript has 4 exons. Lineage: Eukaryota; Metazoa; Chordata; Actinopteri; Salmoniformes; Salmonidae. The record is from RefSeq and is a predicted model, not a curated record. Bases 92 to 499 code for a protein of 135 amino acids. Gene Ontology annotation, molecular function: lipid binding.
AAUCUACCUCUUGCAUUGUGUUUGCGUGUGAGAAAAAACCCAUAGACAUAUACAGGGCAUAUACAGUAGCACAAACCCAGCCGGUGCCAAGAUGCCUGCAGACUUCAAUGGACAAUGGGUGAUGGUCACCAACGAGAAUUUUGAGGAUAUCAUGAAGGCCAUUGAUAUUGACUUUGCCACCCGUAAGAUCGCCUGUCACCUGACCCAGACCAAGGUGAUCGUCCAGAAUGGAGACAAGUUUGAGACCAAAACUUUGAGCACCUUCAGGAACUACGAGGUCAACUUCACCGUUGGGGAGGAGUUUGAGGAGGUCACUAAGGGACUGGACAACAGGACAGUCCAGACACUGGUUACCUGGGAUGGAGACAAGUUGGUGGCUGUGCAGAAGGGAGAGAAGGCCAACCGUGGCUGGAUGCAAUGGAUAGAAGGAGACCUGCUACACCUGGACAUCCAUGUUAAAGACAAAGUCUGCAAACAAGUAUUCAAGAAGAAGCCCUGAAACAUCUGACAUAACCUUUUUUAUUGUAAAAUGACCUUCACGUGUUUCUGCCUGCAUAAUUAUGUAAUGUAAUUAUGAUGUGAUUGUACAUACAUUUAAUAAAUACGUCAUGCAUCCCAAGCAGAUGGGAGGCAUUGACUUUGGUCAAUACAUUAAA